This is a messenger RNA of Gloeophyllum trabeum ATCC 11539, 1627 nucleotides long. Its product is annotated as MFS general substrate transporter. The transcript has 8 exons. Gene Ontology annotation, molecular function: transmembrane transporter activity. Gene Ontology annotation, biological process: transmembrane transport. Bases 1 to 1503 code for a protein of 500 amino acids. The record is from RefSeq and is a predicted model, not a curated record. Lineage: Eukaryota; Fungi; Basidiomycota; Agaricomycetes; Gloeophyllales; Gloeophyllaceae.
AUGGCGACUGAACACCACAACGCUACUCAUGAUCAAGUGACCCUUUUCGCUGAGACGUCCUCCCUGUUACAGAAUGAGUACACGCUGGAGUCAAGGAUUUCUCCGCAAAAGGGUAGACCGUUGGAAAAGCUACAGCUGGCCGCAUUGUGCGCGAUUAGGCUGGUUGACCCCAUCGCAUUCACACAAAUAUUCCCCUACAUCAACGAGAUGCUGCAGGCCAUGCAUGUGACAGAUGAUCCGUCGAAAAUUGGAUUUUAUAGCGGUAUGGUCGAGAGUGCAUUCGCGAUCGCUCAGUUGAUAUCGAUCUACCAGUGGGCACGUCUAUCUGACGUCGUCGGACGACGCCCUGUUGUAAUACUGGGUACUGUGGGCAUCGCCUUUACUUCUUUCAUGUUCGGCCUUUCGAGAACUCUCGCCGGAGUUUUAGCAGCGCGCGCCUUGGCUGGGAUCUUUUGUGGCAACGUCGCCGUGAUCCAGUCAAUAUUGGCUGAAAUUACGGAUUCAUCAAACCAGGCAAUUGCGUACCCUCUCUUCGGGCUUAUGUGGCCUCUUGGUGUCAUUGUUGGGCCAUUAUUAGGCGGUGCCUUGUCAAAGCCAAACGAACAGUUUCCGCAGGUCUUUGAUUGCGCAUUCUUCAGAACUUUCCCCUACUUCCUACCGUGUGCUGUUGCCUCAUGCAUCUGCCUCUUAGGUGCUGCACUAGCUCUCCUAUUCUUAGAAGAGACGCUGCCGAUCAAAACACGCAUGAUCACUCGCGAUUACUCUGUGUCAUAUGGUGCUGCAGACCACGACGAUGACAUGAAGCGGGAGUUACCGCCUCCAAGUGCCAAAGAAAUUCUGUCGCUGCCAAUAAUUCGUGCCAUAUGUGCUUCUGGAUUUGCCCUGAGUUUCGUCGAGACCGCAUUUGAUGUUGUCUUUGUCCUCGUGUGUUAUUCACCGAUAUCCUCAGGUGGUCUACACUUUUCGCCGUCAGAGAUCGGUUAUUCACUCGCCACGUGUGGCAGCUUAGCUGCUUGCGUUCAGCUUUUCUUGCUUCCCGUUGUCCUGAGGCGAUUCGACACCGCCAGAGUGUACACUUUUUGCAUGGGCUUGUGGCCAUGCGUCUUUCUGAUGAUGCCCUUGCUGAACGCUAUAGCGAGGUCCGGCUUGCAAGACGACGAAGUAAGCGUGGAUGCGAAGGCAUUGGUAUGGAUAGGUGUGGCGAUAAUGCUGGCACUCUCUCGAUUAGGUUGCCUCGCAUACUCGCUUAAUAUGAUCCUAGUUAAGGAGAAUGCUCCGAGUGUUGCGGCCCUAGGCGCCACCAACGGUAUAGCGACCUUCGCACAGUGUUUUGCCCGCGCAAUCAGCCCCGCUGUUGUAAGCUCGCUAUUUGCUUUGUCCUCGGAGAAGCAACUGUUACGAGGGUACAUGUGGGUCGCGACCAUGGUCGCUAUAUCUAUAUUCGGAUGCAUACUUUCGACGGGCAUAGCGGAAGGUAGGAGGGUGGUUAGGUCCUCCAGGUAAAGCAUCAUCCAAGACGACACACUAAUUUAUUUCUUCACGACCUCUUCACGAUGUAAUGAUACCCCACAUCACGUUGGUUGCGCAUGUCAGUCGAUACUGCAAUAAAAUCUUUUCAUGACAGAAG